Molecule: messenger RNA, 1260 nt
Organism: Gorilla gorilla gorilla (western lowland gorilla)
Lineage: Eukaryota; Metazoa; Chordata; Mammalia; Primates; Hominidae
Gene: CASTOR3P
Product: CASTOR family member 3
Biological process (GO): negative regulation of TORC1 signaling
Source: RefSeq, a predicted model, not a curated record
CGCCCGGCGCCGAGCUCCCGGGUCCCCGGGCCGGCUGUCGAUGCCGGCAGGGCGCGGAGGGGGCGGGGGCCGUGGCUCGUCCCCCCGCGGAUGAGCUGCCGCGGACGGGGCGCGGGCGGACGAUGGAACUCCACAUCCUGGAGCACCGGCUGCAAGUUGCCAGCGUCGCCAAAGAGAGUAUCCCGCUGUUCACCUACGGCGUGAUCAAACUUGCCUUCCUGUUCUCCAAGACCAGGUGCAAGUUCUUCAGUCUGACUGAGACGCCAGAGGAUUACACUAUCAUUGUCGAUGAGGAAGGAUUCCUAGAGCUGCCCUCCUCGGAGCACCUGAGUGUGGCGGAUGCCACCUGGCUGGCCCUGAACGUGGUGUCCGGCGGUGGCAGCUUCUAGGCCCCGCCCAUCGGCGUGACCAAGAUCGCCAAGUCAGUCAUCGCCCCACUGGCUGAUCAGAACAUAUCCGUGUUCAUGCUGUCCACGUAUCAGACAGACUUCAUCCUGGUGCGCAAGCGGGACCUGCCCUUUGUCACCCACACGUUGUCAUCAGAGUUCACCAUCCUGCUCAGUGGCGAGACUGUGGCAGCCGAGAACCUCAGCAUCACCAGUGGCUUCGUGAAGCCCAAGCUGGUCCAGAUGCCGGUCAUCCACCCACUGUCCAGCCCGAGCAACAGGUUCUGUGUCACCAGCCUGGACCCCAACACGCUGCCUGUUGUUGCCACACUCCUCAUGGAUGUCAUGUCCUACUUCAAUGGGAUCUCAAUAUUUCAUCCUAUCCGGAGGGAAGGCUCUAAAGAGCUCAAGGAAGACCUCACGAUGUCUAUGUGUGAGAAGAAACCUUUCACCCCUUCACUAUCACACCCCAUCAUCCAAGCACACACUCCUCUUUCAUCCCAUAAACCCCGGAGAUACACCAACAAGUCACUUCCGGCAGAGCUCAUGGCCACAGUGCAAGUUAAAAAAGAUGGCAGUAGCAGAAUUAGUGAAAGUAUUAAAGUCUUUGAUCUUUCUGAGAAGAGCAUAGAAGAAGUAAUGACGUAAGCUGUCCUCUCUCUCUCCGCCUCGGCUACCUAAAAGGUAAAGACCCCUGUCUGGUGGACACGUGACUCAUGUGACCUUAUCUAUCGAUAGAGAUGACUCACACUCCUUACCCUGCCCCUUUUGCCUUGUAUACAAUAAAUAGCAGCGCGGUCAGGCAUUCAGGGCCACUACUGGUCUCCGCGUCUAGGUGGUAGUGGUCCCCCUGGCCCAGCUGUCUUUUCUUCUA